This is a messenger RNA of Fusarium vanettenii 77-13-4, 1698 nucleotides long. RefSeq lists its product as uncharacterized. The record is from RefSeq and is a predicted model, not a curated record. Gene Ontology annotation, cellular component: mitochondrion. The coding region runs from base 221 to 1354 and encodes 377 amino acids. Gene Ontology annotation, molecular function: NAD binding; magnesium ion binding; isocitrate dehydrogenase (NAD+) activity. Gene Ontology annotation, biological process: tricarboxylic acid cycle; isocitrate metabolic process. NCBI's taxonomy places the organism in Eukaryota, Fungi, Ascomycota, Sordariomycetes, Hypocreales, Nectriaceae. The transcript has 3 exons.
GGCAGGGCAAAAGAGCCCAUGGGAACCUUGGGCAACGGGAAACGGGCCAUGCGCGAUUUGAACUCUUUUCUUUCUUUUUAGUUUUUUUUCUUUUACACUCUUGACAUCUUUUACAUCACUCUCCUCCUCUCCAUCUCGUGUGCGGUCUGCGGUUUAAUUCCUUUUCUUCCUCUUUGUCCUAUCCUCAAGAAAUCUCUCCUCUCCAUCCGCAACCGUCAUCAUGUUGUCGCGAGGAUCUGUUCGAUCGGCCCAGCUGCUGCGCGGCGUGGCCCAGCAACCCCAGCUCGCCCGAUCCUUCGCCACCGUCCAGUCCGACAUCUUCAAGCCCGCCAAGUUCGGCGGCAAGUACACCGUCACCCUCAUCCCCGGUGACGGUAUCGGUACCGAGGUUGCCGAGUCUGUCAAGACCGUCUUCAAGGCCGACAACGUGCCCGUCGAGUGGGAGCAGGUCGAGGUUUCUGGCCUCGAGGGCGCCGGCCGCACCGAGGAUGCCUUCCGCGAGUCGGUCGCCUCGCUCAAGCGCAACAAGCUCGGCCUCAAGGGAAUCCUUCACACCCCCAUCAGCCGAUCCGGACACCAGAGCUUCAACGUCGCCAUGCGACAGGAGCUUGACAUUUACGCCAGCAUCAGCUUGAUCAAGAACAUCCCUGGCUACGAGACCCGCCACAAGGACGUCGACCUGUGCAUCAUCCGCGAGAACACCGAGGGAGAGUACUCUGGCCUCGAGCACCAGAGUGUUCCCGGCGUCGUCGAGUCGCUCAAGAUCAUCACCCGCGCAAAGUCUGAGCGCAUCGCCAAGUUUGCUUUCAGCUUUGCUCUCGCCAACGGCCGCUCCAAGGUCACCUGCAUCCACAAGGCCAACAUCAUGAAGCUGGCCGACGGUCUUUUCCGCAGCACCUUCCACCAGGUCGCCAAGGAUUACCCCACCCUCGAGGUCAACGACAUGAUUGUCGACAACGCCUCCAUGCAGGCUGUUUCCCGACCCCAGCAGUUCGACGUCAUGGUCAUGCCCAACCUUUACGGUGGUAUCCUGUCCAACAUUGGCGCUGCUCUUGUCGGUGGUCCCGGUAUCGUCCCCGGCUGCAACAUGGGCCGUGAGGUCGCCGUCUUUGAGCCCGGUUGCCGUCACGUCGGUCUCGACAUCAAGGGCAAGGACCAGGCCAACCCUACCGCUAUGCUUCUCUCCGGCAGCAUGCUGCUGCGACACCUCGGUCUCGAUGAGCAUGCUAACCGCAUCUCCAAGGCCACCUACGCCGUCAUUGCUGAGGGCAAGGUCCGCACCCCCGAUAUGGGCGGCUCCUCCACCACCCACGAGUUCACCAAGGCCAUCCUCGACAAGCUCGAGACUGUUUAAAUCGAGCAACUUUUUGUGAUAUCCCCGGCCUAAACAACCUACCCUAAACCAACCAAACCGACGCAAUGUUUCCCUUUUUUUAAACUGCAUUUUUUCGUUAUUACCCCGUCCGUCGCGGGGGGCAAGUAACCCAAACACACACUCGAUCGAAUAUUAGACCUAGGAACGACCCGAGGGGAAAGGGCUCUGGCGGCAUUUAGGCGUUCCGAGAGAGAAAAGGGGGUGUUUCUGGGGGAGCGACGCAGAGGAAGAAGAGGAGAUGAUCGCUGAAAGAGCGAGCGUGAAGAGGGGGAGGUUGUACGUGUAACAUGACCUUGAUAGCAGUGGAAUUGAUGCAUAAAUCA